CAUUAUUUUGUGGGUAGUUCAAAAUAUAUGGAUUUUAUUAUUAAAUUUGCCAAUGUUUAGAAUCAGUUCUUUUGCAAAAGAAUAGAUUUCCUAAUGCAUAAUAAACUACGUCCAAUACAAUAUUUAUGAUAAUAAUUUCACAAUUCAACAAGUGCAAACAAAAAUGUCUCUAACGGACGCGUACACAGAUGUGGUGGAAUUAUGCGCCCUUCUGCAGUGCCUAGGCUUCAGUGUGAAAUCUCUCGACACCAUCGACCCCAAUGCAAGCCAGGAAGGCGGCGUCAGAACUGUUGUUAUCAACUGUCAAUCAUCAGGUCUUCACGUAGUGCUCGAAAGCGCUUCUUUAUCAUGCUCAUGUCCGGCCACCAACCAGCAGCAGAACAGCGGUGUGUGGCAAGUAUCCGCUACGGCUGGCGGUAAACAACUUGACAAGGAAUUCGGCUGUUCACUUCUUGGAUCGUUGCCGAAAAGCCACAGGGACCGACUUACCAAAGAACUACACGACAUUAUCAGAUGUAUCAAACAACAUAGCGACACAGAAGAACGUAUUAAGGAUAAGGAGACACCAGUGAACAAGUCUGCUAGCAUGCUUGAUUUGAAAACGCCUGAGAAAAUUCACCAUCAGAUAAAACUGGAUACACCGACCAGGUACCGGUCUUUGGAUACGCUCACAAAAGCCACUAAGGAUGAUGUGGAACAAGUUUUGCCAGUUCCUGGAGUUCUACAGAGACCUCAUCUCAAUUCAGAACCUUCAGAUGACGAUAAAGGCGAUCAAUCGAAACAAACAAUGUGCAGAAGACAAAGCACAUACACGCUUUCUUCCACUCCAGGGAGCAUUAGAAGGCGAAAUAAAACAUCAAGCCCAAUAAAACCCCAGCACCUUAAUUUGUUUGAAAACCUGAUGGCCGCAGAGAAAACAGCUGAAGAUCUUCGUAAGCAACUGUCUUGCAUUGUGAGAGAUUUUAUGGAAGAUGGCAAAAAUGACUCCUCUAUGACCUCAUUAGUAUUGGACGUGUCAAAAAUAUCGGUGCUAAAGGCUCCGGAAACUUCGAAGUCCCAGUUCGCGUCAAGCCCAAAUCUAUCCGCGUUAACACUUCAAGAUGAUUUUAUGAAGAACAGAUUGAAACGCUUCGAAAGUGCGUCUACGUCUGAUUUGGCGUCAAACAAAUCCGCGCCAGUGAAAGAAGGCAAGAUGUCGCGCCUACGUCGCAUAUCACCAAACUUCUUCAAAACUAAGAAAGAGGGACCAACAAUUAAAAUUGAUAAAGCCAAGGUUGAAGCUAAAAGCAAUAAAUUGAACAGUUUACUAAGGCCUAAAAUUAUAACCCCAGUGCGCACGCCACGGCAAAACACAGAAUCAAGCCCGAACUUGAGUGCUUCGUCCAAAAAGAAAUUCAGUCAUGUCAAGUCGACCAUACCAAGGCCUUCAAAAAAGGAAUGAUUUUUUAUAGUUACGUUAUAUGAAUGAAAUGAAAUAAAUUAUUGUUUGGUUUACGAAUUAA
Manduca sexta (tobacco hornworm) is the source of this 1502-nucleotide messenger RNA. RefSeq lists its product as uncharacterized. NCBI's taxonomy places the organism in Eukaryota, Metazoa, Arthropoda, Insecta, Lepidoptera, Sphingidae. The record is from RefSeq and is a predicted model, not a curated record. The coding region runs from base 164 to 1441 and encodes 425 amino acids. The transcript is spliced from 9 exons.